AUGCCAUUAUCAUCUCCAGAUAUAGUACAAGGAGGAGAAGCAACAACACCACCAGAAACAUCACCAUCAAGUUCAGAAAGUGCUGGGUCUAGCGGGUCGAUCAGAGGAGCUACAGAAAUGACUAGCGAGUAUGAUAGGCCACAUACUCCACCUCAUCAAAUUCGCUCUACAUCUGAAAAUCAAGACUUACUUAAACGAUUAAGACAAGAAAAACAGCGAACGAAAUCCACGUAUGAACCAAUCUGCUCAAACAUAAUCGACACAACAAACAAGAUUUUAAUGGAUAGAUUGAAAAUCAAACGCAAUUAUACAUGGGAUCCUGUCACUAAUGACGCUAUAAAAUAUAUUGAUGAAUUAAUUGAUAGUUCUGAUUCUCGCAAUGAAUUCCGUAGCAAACUUCAACUUCCAUUUGUUCCGUCAGAUGAAACAUAUUCAUUUAGCAAACACUAUGAAAUACAUUGGGUCCAUCGUUUUGCUGACAAACUAUCAUUGUUUUUUGAAGCUCCAAGAAAUCCGCUCUUGGACAAAAACUCCGAGGGUUGGAUCAAUUGUCACUUAUUGACUCCGUUGAUUGAUGAUUGCUUUUUGACUUGCGAGGAGAUUCAAGUGCAUCGAGGCGAAGAGAUGUCUUUGGCAUCAAUCGAGCGUAAGAACGUGACAAGAGAAGAUUCGGAAAAAAAAAGAUCUGGACAUAAGAUCGAUAUUUUAUUCCGUAUCGAUAAUAUGGAAUAUUUUGGCUCGGAAACAUACACCGAUGAAGAUCCUCAAAACUCAAAACCAAUUAACUACAAACAUAAGGUUUUUCGUGAAAUGAAGGAUCAACUAGAUCGCAUCCUGAAUAAUUUGAAAUUUACAAAAGAAUCUAUUAAAGGAGUAAAGAACAUUGUUUUACACGGAAUAACUCAUGGAGGUCUUAACGGGAAGAUGUAUGCCAUGUACUAUGAUGUCGAUAUUGGAUAUUAUUUCGUGUUCAAGACGUGUCAAUAUCGAAUUGGAACGACAUGGGGAAGCAUUCCAGAAAGCCUUGUGGCUUUAAAAGAUGUAUUAAGCUUAAAGAAUGAUAUAACAAAUGUUCUUGGUGUUGUUAAGAAAGUAAAAAGAGUUGCGUUACAAACAAGACCAGAAGAUUUGUUUACUAUCGACAAUCUUCCGGAGACAACACCAACCCCGAAAAAAUCUCAAAAAGAGUA
Molecule: messenger RNA, 1190 nt
Organism: Funneliformis geosporum
Lineage: Eukaryota; Fungi; Glomeromycota; Glomeromycetes; Glomerales; Glomeraceae
Source: the annotation of a GenBank genome assembly